CGAGGGAGGGACCAAUUAGCGAAGGGAAAGAAAGAGAGAAAGAGAAGAGAGUCAGGAAGGCAGGUGCAGUGGCACAGGACCGGUCUGCUGACACACAUACAUACCCAAACACACACACUCAGUAGACACACACACAAGCACACACACAAACACAGAGCGAGUGACAAUGGCCGGCUAACGACGAUGGACACGGCGAAAACCAGCUACCCCCCUCAGGCCACAGGAAGUGAUGCAACUGCCCUGGGUGACAUGGAGAGCAGCCCCAACCACCUGCGUAGGGACGAGGGGACAGAGGCCACCAGGGACAGAGAUGCUGAAGUGGAGGCUGUCACUGAUGCAGUGGUGGCAGCUGCAGAUGCUGCGCAUGUCCAGUGGGUGGCGCAAGAUAAGCACAGAUCCAACACUGUGGGGCAUCAGAAGAAGCAGAGGCAGAAGGUUGUGGACUUCGGGACGGUGAGCAAGUCCUCUUCCGUCAGUGUGAAGACGCGAACAGGGAUUCAGGGCCUGUUUACACAGGCAGUAUCGGACAAGAGUCCAGGUCCUGAGGAGCAGGGGGCUCUGGAGGGCCUGAAGCAGGCUCUGCAGUCAUACGCCGUGCCCGCGGACCUCACGUGGAAGUGGGCGGACGGAGGGUCGGCCCACGCACUUGAGGACAACUGGACGGAGCUGGUGCAUUCUCAUUGGAUGAUGUCAAAGACACAAAGGCACCAGCAGGAGGCGCUGUGGGAGUUUCUCAACACUGAGCUCGCUUACAUCAACAAGAUCACCAUCAUUACAGACCUGGUGAUGGCAGCACUGUCUAACUUACACCAAUAUGGCUACCUGCAAGAGGUCACCCCAGAGAGGCUCUUCUCCAACCUGCCGUCUAUCCUGGCGGCGCACCAGCGCUUCUGGGAGGAGGUGAUGCGGCCCAUGCUGCUCAGAGCCCGCCAGACCGGACGCCCGCUAGACCCCCUCAUGCUGCAGCCUGGCUGCCUAAAGUUCCAGGAGCACUUCCCGGCCUACUUCCAGUACUGUCUGGAGGAGAAGAGGGCGCUGGAGGUCUGCCGCAGCCAGACAGAGACCAACCCCUACUUCGCCGCCUUCGUCACGUGGGUGGAGACCCAUCCGCAGUGCUCUCGCAUGCGAUUGGGGGACAUGCAGGCCAAGCCCCACCAGAGGAUCACCAAGUACCCUCUGCUGCUGAAGGCCAUCUUGAAGGCAACGGAGGACACAGAGACCCAGGGCUCCCUCAAGAGGAUGCUCACCAGCGUGAACGACUUUGUGGACAGCAUCAACAAUCACUUGAAACAGAGGGAUGAGCAACAGGCCCUGUCUCAGUGCGCCCAGAGAAUAGAAGGCUAUGACAUAGGCGAGGGAAUGAAUGAAGAGAUCAUCAAGCAUGUCAAGGAGUUCCACUUUGAUUUGAUGAGGCCUGUCCGGGGGGUGGGCCCAGAGGUCAUUCGCAAGCUCCUAUUGGAGGACACCGUCAAGAUCAGGGGAAGGAAAGAUAGCAAAGUGGAAGCGGUGUUGCUGCUCUUCACGGACGUGGUGCUAGUGGCCAAGGGCCAGAGGAAGUCAGAGAAGCUCAAGCUAGUGCGCCCCCCGCUGGCCCUGGACAGAAUGCGCUGCUCCGCCCUCAAAGACGGCUCCUCCUUUAUCCUGGUGGAAGUGAGUGACCUGAGCUGUCCUGUGAGUUUUUAUGCCUUCUCGACCUCCAGCCCUGAGAACUGCACAGCGUGGUUGUCUGCCCUUCAGAAUGCCCAGGAAACCUUGUCGCUCCUGAGAGAGACUAAGACCAGUACAGGACCAGAAGUAGCUGAGGUGGACAGCCUGGACUCAGACGUCAUAGCAGAGGUCCAGCUAGAACAGACCGAGGCCAAUCCCGGCCCUUCAUUGGACAAUAUUGCUGUCAAUCCAACAGAGAGUCAAUUAGAGGAGAGGAGUGUGACCCCGCAUCAGCAACCAACAGAGGAAGUCACGUCAGCAGCAGGCAACGCAGACCCAGCGCCGCUGGCAAAACAGCGCAAGUUCAGUGACACCCGCAGCCAAUCGGUGCAUGGCAAUCUGGGGCACACGACGGUGAGAAGUGGCCGAAGCACACCCCAUGAAGGGAUGCUGUCGCAGCCGGGUUCACGGAAGAACAGCGCAACACAGCCAUGGGAUGUGACUGAGAUAUUUGUGCCUGGCCUUCAGGAGAGGCGGGUGACAUGGGGUCAGGCACAGCGUCCGAUAACGGCAACAAAUCCAAAUCCUCAGCACGGCUCCUCGUCCAGGAGAGAAUCACUCAUAGUGGAACGCCCCAGCAACCCACAUGCAUUGCUGGUUGGUGGAUACACUCAGGAGACCAGUGUGCCCAGGGAAUCAGCUGCAGAGACUUUUGCUGUGAUAACUGAACAUGUAGAACCUUGCGUCAGCCAAUUGGUCAAGUCACCUCAUGGGUCUGUCAAAUCGAACCAAUCAGAGCAGUCCGAGGAAAACCAGCCGAGACGGGACUCGUGGUUUAGCCAAUCAGGAGAGGAGGAGGAGGAGGCUCUCGUUGAGGCGAAAAGAUUUUCCCGGAAGCUCAAGUCUCCGCGGGUAAGGAGGAGGCGGCCUAUGAACCAGGAAGCAGAUGCUCCUCCUGAUCAGCAGUUGCAGCAGGAGUUGGCAGCUGCCGGGCCUACACUGAAACCACGGAGGGCAAACUACUCGUCGAACUCCGAUUCGGACAGCAGCCACAGACGGCCUGGCAGACCAGGCCAAGGCUCCCACCACCGCGUGCUGAAGAUGAGCUCAGUCAAACAGAACCGCGGCGCGUUCUGGAACGUGGACGAACGCAAUGGGGCAUCCGCCGAAUUGAACACCUUCUCAGACCCGGAGCUGCCCCAGAGACCGCUCCGUGAAAGGUCUCCUAAACUUCCGGUGAAGAAUCACAGGAGCUCGUCCAUCCCAGCCGUGGUGAUCCAGGAGGCUCCAGUGUGGCCUCCGGCCAAGAAGCCCUCCAGGCCCCCGCCAUCUCCCUCCCCACCGCCGAGUGAGUACCAACUCAAGGACUCCCCUCUCCAGGGCAUCCUGGAUCGCGCCAGAGAGCGAGAGAAGGAGCGAGGGGCAGUUAGGAAAGAAGAUACCGAGAAGAAAGAGGAUCUAGUGAAGAAAGAGGAUGCGGUCAGGAAAGACGAUUCGGACAAGAAAGACGAUCCAGACAAGAAAGAUGGCCCAGUGAAGAAAGAUACUCUGGUGAAGAUGGACGAUCCACUCAAUAAUCAUACGUUGGUGAAAGGGAAUGACUCGAUUAAAGAGAAGCCUGCGGCCCAAUGGGAGGAGGCUCCGCCCUCUUCCUCCCACUCAAGCUCUCCAUCCCCGUUGCCAAGCGACGGGGACCGAGAGGAGGACGUGGAUGAGGGGGUCCAGACUGGGUAUUUGCAGACCGAGAUGUUCUACGGCUGGAGAGAGGGAAAUGUGGACGGAAGUGAUGAUGAGGAAGAAAAAGUGAAGAGGAAGAGCAGUCCCAUGUAUCCAGAGGGGGCAAGUGUCGACUGGCCAGGCUGGUGCUUUGACGAUGAGGAAAUCGUCAACUUUAUGGCUCCAAAUGUAGGCCAGGACUGGGGCGAUCUGGACAAAACACUUACCUCUAUGGACUUCAGCCACAAACUGACUCAAGAAGAGGGCCAGUGCAGUGAGGUGUAGCUGGGUGCAGAAGGCUAAGAAGAAGAGGAACAGGAGGGAGAAGAAAAAGAUGAAGAUGAUGAUGAAGAAGAAGAAGAUGAUGAUGACUACAAUGACGGGGGAUGAGGACAAUGCGUCAGUCUUGCACUUUAUGUAAUGCAUUAACACUGUUCACUUCACCAUCAGUCUAGUGAAGUUAACCAUUUCUCAUCUGGCAUUUUAAAGAAAACACGUUAUCCUAAAGAAGAGAAGCAUUUCACUGUCAAAGCAUGCCAUUGGUUGUCACUUUAUUGUGCAUUCAUGUUUCUUGUAAUUGCUCUGUACAUACUGUACAAAGAGUUUCUUUGUAAAUAUUUGCCCUGGUAUGGUUCUA
Molecule: messenger RNA, 4000 nt
Organism: Engraulis encrasicolus (European anchovy)
Lineage: Eukaryota; Metazoa; Chordata; Actinopteri; Clupeiformes; Engraulidae
Gene: plekhg6
Product: pleckstrin homology domain containing, family G (with RhoGef domain) member 6
Exons: 15
Coding region: 184-3648 (1154 amino acids)
Biological process (GO): Rho protein signal transduction; endothelial cell migration
Cellular component (GO): axon; plasma membrane; endocytic vesicle
Molecular function (GO): guanyl-nucleotide exchange factor activity
Source: RefSeq, a predicted model, not a curated record